Dama dama (fallow deer) is the source of this 8965-nucleotide messenger RNA. It is a transcript of the gene HS2ST1, whose product is annotated as heparan sulfate 2-O-sulfotransferase 1. The transcript has 7 exons. The coding region runs from base 383 to 1456 and encodes 357 amino acids. The record is from RefSeq and is a predicted model, not a curated record. Lineage: Eukaryota; Metazoa; Chordata; Mammalia; Artiodactyla; Cervidae. Gene Ontology annotation, molecular function: heparan sulfate 2-sulfotransferase activity. Gene Ontology annotation, cellular component: membrane.
GCGCGCGGCCGAGAGCAAAGGAGGGAGGGAAGGAAGGAAGAGAAGGAGGAGGAUAGGCAGGCGGGCGCCGGGGUCGGGGACUGAGGCAGUAGAAGGAGGCGAGAGCCCGGCAGCUGCUUCGCGCUGUGUUUGCUGCACGGGCUUUUGGAGGGAGUCGGCCGUGGAGUCUGUCGAGGAGAAGCGGGCACCGGCGGCGUUGCUGCUGGCGCCUGGGGGCGGGGGACUGGGGAGGCGCGAAGGGGGGUCGCUGCGGUGGUUCUCUCGCUGUCGCGCUCUUCUUGCCUUUCUCCCGGCUCCGUGGGCUCCUCCCGGCGUCUCCCUCGCCCCCGGGUCCCCGAUCCCCGCCCCCCGCGGUAUGUCUUGAUCCCGAGCAGCGGGUUUCAUGGGGCUCCUCAGGAUUAUGAUGCCGCCCAAGUUGCAGCUGCUGGCGGUGGUGGCCUUCGCGGUGGCGAUGCUCUUCUUGGAGAACCAGAUCCAGAAACUGGAGGAGUCCCGGUCGAAGCUAGAAAGGGCUAUUGCACGACAUGAAGUUCGAGAGAUUGAGCAGCGACAUACCAUGGAUGGCCCUCGGCAAGAUGUAGCUUUAGAUGAGGAAGACGACAUGGUGAUCAUUUAUAACAGAGUCCCCAAAACUGCAAGCACCUCUUUUACCAAUAUUGCCUAUGACCUGUGUGCAAAGAAUAAAUACCACGUUCUUCACAUCAACACUACCAAAAAUAAUCCAGUGAUGUCACUGCAAGAUCAGGUGCGCUUUGUAAAGAAUAUAACUUCCUGGAAAGAGAUGAAACCAGGGUUUUAUCAUGGGCACAUUUCUUACUUGGAUUUUGCAAAAUUUGGAGUGAAGAAAAAGCCUAUUUACAUUAAUGUCAUAAGGGAUCCUAUUGAGAGGCUAGUUUCUUACUAUUACUUUCUGAGAUUUGGAGAUGAUUAUAGACCAGGAUUAAGAAGACGAAAACAAGGAGACAAAAAGACCUUUGAUGAAUGUGUAGCCGAGGGAGGCUCAGACUGUGCUCCAGAGAAGCUCUGGCUUCAAAUCCCCUUCUUCUGUGGCCACAGCUCGGAAUGCUGGAAUGUGGGAAGCAGGUGGGCUAUGGAUCAAGCCAAGUAUAACCUAAUUAAUGAAUACUUUCUGGUGGGAGUAACUGAAGAGCUUGAAGAUUUUAUCAUGUUACUGGAGGCAGCUUUACCCCGGUUCUUCAGGGGUGCUACAGAACUCUAUCGUACAGUAGGAAAGAAAUCUCAUCUUAGGAAAACCACAGAGAAGAAACUCCCUACUAAACAAACCAUUGCAAAGCUACAGCAGUCUGACAUUUGGAAGAUGGAGAACGAGUUCUAUGAGUUCGCACUAGAGCAGUUCCAGUUCAUCAGAGCCCACGCUGUACGAGAAAAGGAUGGAGACCUCUACAUCCUCGCACAGAACUUUUUCUAUGAAAAAAUUUACCCUAAAUCGAACUGAGUACAAGGCGUGGCAGUUAGAUUCUUGAACUACAACUUCGACAUUGUCUUUGCUUUAGUUCUCAGCUCCACAACUUGGAUUGUUGAUGGAUAUAUAAGACACUUUGCGUUAGGAUACAGACAGUGACGUCGAGGAAGUAGAUUCUGGCUGAUACGUCAGUGGUCCAGGAAGUUUAAGUUUCAGCCUAUUUUUUUCUGGUUAAAUUUUGGUGGGAGUAAUAACCUUCUGCCUGGACAAAACCUACCCAUCACCUAAAAUAAAUACCUAGCAGGUCUAAUUGAAGGCUAAAAGCAGUUACAGAAAAGUUGUGAUACUCUGUUUUUGAUAAAGCAUUUUUUUCAACUAACCAUCAAUGAAGAUGACUCCAUCUGCUUCUUCGCCUGAGGUUUGGGUUGUACUCCUCUACUGGCUAGUGUUAUUAACUGUUUGGCAGUGUGUGCCUUGUUUUCGAAUGUUUGAUCACGGUUGCUAAAAAUGUUUCUGCUGUAGUUGGAAUUGCCCAUAUUUAUGUAGGUCAUUUUAAUUUUAUUUUAAAAGUUGAUUAUUGGUGUUAAAAACCAGUUUAAAUCAUUAUUAAUACUGUAUAAAGAAUCAAAGCAGUAUUUCUUAUUCCUGUCUCCCCCAGUAUCUAAGAUUGGGGAAAAACUUCAGAGAAUGUUGACAUUGCCUAAAGUUUUUUUUUUUCCCCCACAAAAAUAUUUUCCUUUAAGAAAGAUUUUCUCAUCAUGUUUAAUGGGAGAAAACUAAAAUGAAAUAUAAACAGUUCAAUAGGGAAAUUUUGACUUAUAUUUUCUCUUCAAAAUCUACACAUGUUCUUGUGAUGUUUUCAAAAGUAGGUCCUGAUAUAGAUUUGACUCAUCUGUGGAUCCCAGGGGAGACACUCUAUGGGAUCCAGAUUCAAAUUCAGCAGCAGCUUCUUCUAGUUCUCUAGUUUUAUUCUGACCUCUGCCUGCCUUUUAUUAGUUUUGUCUAGUUUGUUUGCCAGUGACUUUCUAACUUUUCGUUCUUCUAGGUAGAGUUGUUUAUAUUUUCCCAAUUCUGCUUUUUAUUAGAAACUUCUUAAAAGGUUUUCAUCUUGGAGAGUUCAGAUUCCAAGUCUUUAAUUCUGAGUUCCGUCUGACUUUUUCAGUUCAGUCGCUCAGUCGUAUCCGACUCUUUGCAACCCCAUGGACUGCAGCAUGCCAGGCUUCCCUGUCCAUCACCAACUCCCGGAGCUUGCUAAAACUCAUGACCAUUGAGUCAGUGAUGCCAUCCAACCAUCUCAUCCUCCGUCGUCCCCUUCUCCUCCUGCCUUCAGUCUUUUCCAGCAUCAGGGUCUUUUCCAAUGAGUCAGUUCUUCGCAUCAGGCGGUCAAAGUAUUGGAGCUUCAGCAUCAGUCCUUCCAGUGAAUAUCCAGGACUGAUUUCCUUUAGGAUUGACUAAUUCCUUUAGGAUUCCUUUAGGAUUGAUUGAGGGAUUCCUUUAGUAUUUCCUUUAGGAUCUGACUUCUUACUCAAGCAUUAUUCUAAGUUCAUGAUUGCUCUAAGUUUUCUUGAGAUGCUGCUUGUAUCUACAAAAAUAGGUUGGCUUCUUUUAGUUUACUAAAUCCUAUCUUGCUCUUUCUUCAAUCUACUGUUUGUACUGCUCUGCUUGACUGUGUUCUGUCAUAUUCAUUUCUAUAUGACUUUUGAGGUUCACUACUUCUUGCUGCAACUUCUUUUUAUUCUUCUCUAGUUUUUCACAUUUCUUUUGCAUUACUUUCAUAGAUAAUAACUCCUGUCGAAGAACUUGACUUUUUGCAUCCAGGUGCAGACAUUUUGAAGAUGCAGUUUCUAGCUCUGCUAUAAGAUCAUCAGCCGAACUUGUACUUAACAGGUUUUUCUGAAGCUGUUCAAUUUUGCCUGCUUGCUUUUUGACUGUGGUUUUAAACUUGCAUUUUCAAUUUCAAGUUUUUGGAUGUGAUCCUGUGUUUUCUCAGCACAUCUCAGGGCCUCUGUAUGUUGAUUCUGUGCUUUUUGCAUCUGACUUGUGAGUUGACCAAAUGUCUUCGUUAAAUCCUGUGCCUCAUCUUCUAAGUUAGCACAAUAACAUGAGUCACUUCCGGUGAAUCCUCUGACAUAGACUCGAGUUAAUUUCCUUAUUAGCCAUUUCUAACUCCUUUCGUUUGGCAAGGUCAGGAUUCCAUCCUUUAAGAUUCUUGCAUUCCAUUCUCAAGAAAGCUGCUUCUCAUGUCAUUUCGCAUUUUUACAACCUGAUUCAGAUUAUUUCUCACAGCCUUCAGUUUUAUUUCUAGUGCUCUGAGAGUGAAUUCAAGUUGUUUUAUUUCAACUUCUUACCAUAUUGGUCUUCUUUUCUUGUUAACUGCUCCCUAAUUUUUUCAUAUGACAUAUUAGACUUUCCUCUCUUCUCUUCUUGCUUUAAGGUGAAUCUUAAGCUAAGGAGCUCUCAUUCCGACUCCACUUUCUGUUGCUCUGUGAUUUUACUUCUUUUGUUUCUAACAGCUCUUUCUGUAGCCCACUAACCUUACUUUCCAUUUUAAUUUUUCCUCUAAGUAGUUCACAGUGGCUUUUUUGAAGUUCUGUUAAUCUUUCAUAGAAAGAAUUGCACCCUGAAUUUUCAACAAGCUACCAGAAUCUUUACACCCCUUGCCAAAUUGUUCACUUAGCAACAUGGAAUUCAACUCGCCAUCCUUGGAAGCGGUUUCAGAUGACUGAAUUAAGUCAUCAGGGUCAUCCACAGAAUUAGUUUGCUCUUCGACCUUGUUCUGUUCACUAGAUAUUUUCUUUGCAGGCUUGCCAUCAUCCUGAUCCACUUUACUUAAAAUACUGUCAUCAUUCACAUGCGGCAGGCCACCAGUCAGUAAAUCGGUCAUUUCGAAUAUUGGUGUAAUCACACAUUAUUUUGGUGACCAUUUUUCAUUGUCCUUUUUCUUUACUUCCUUCAUAUGCAUGCUAGGAUCGCUACUAUCAGAAUCUUCAUUCUCAGUAGCACGAAGCAGCUGGUUGCUAUUUUUUCCUACUCUUUCUCUGCUGAAUGAAUCCAGUCUUUAGCAGCAUCACAUAUGUUGUUGGAUACUUGCAUUUCACUACUUUUGUUCUGCUGCUUUUCUUCUUCAACCUUGGUUUUAAAAUCUUAAGACUUUGUCGUCUGAUGUAGGCCAUAAAUCAACACCAGGUUUGAUUGUUGGAAAACCUGCUUAAAGAGUCUUCCUCAGCAUUCUCAUCCACUGAGUUGCUAUUUUGGGGAGGUGUCUCUUUUCUUUAUAGUCAGUCAUCAGUUGGUGAAUCAUAACACCACUAACAACAGCACAUUCUUCAGCAGUCCAUCCAAAGACAUCUUGAGAAAAGAUGUAAACACCUUGCUGAAGAAGACUGACUGCAUUUGACUCAUAAUUGACAGCAAGCAUGAGGGCUGUUCUUUUCAUCUUAUCAACCAUAUGUGCAUUUGCAGCUUUCUUUACCAAAAACUCCACCAUUUGCUGUUUCCUUUCACUUAUAGUCAGUAACAGUGGUGUGAGGUCAUCCUUGUUCCUGGCUUCUGUUAUUGGUGUCAUAUGAAAGCAGCUCUGCUGCAAGUGAUACAUUCUGGCAAAAGGCAGAUAGCAGAGAGCAGUGCUGCUACUGACGUUGGUGACAUUUGGGUGGGCACCGUGUUCCAGCAGAAUAGUUGCAAACUCCUCUGCUUGACAUUCUACAGCCUUCAUCAGCACUGUCCUCUUUUCAUGGUCACAGAAGUUAGGAAGGUAUUUUCUCUCCAGGAGGAGAGUUACCGCUGCUGAAUGACCACUGACACAGGCCAAGUGGAGGGCAGUCCUGUUCAUCUUGUCAUUGUCUUUCAUGCCAUUAUUUCCAAGCAAGAGAAUAUGCUGCACUUUGGCUAUGUUGCCCAUGCUGGCAGCUUUGUGGAUCUUUCCAAGGUCCUUCUUUCGGAUAUGGUACCUGGGCCUGGUGUCUUCUUGGACCUCCCAGUCAUUGGAGAAGGUCGCCAGCUGCUGCCCUUGCAAACAAUUUGAAGGCUGGAAAACAUCCUUUUGUUCUCUUGAGUGUCUGGAAAGAUGGCAUCUUGGAAACUGACUCCAUGAGGCUGGAGGUUAUAUUCCUCAUCUGUCCUAAGGAAGAAGAAAUAGGAGUACUCCUGGACCACAGUGUGGGAGUGACAGGAGAAGUAGCCCUGGCCAGUGAGCUUGAGCCUGGAGCAUGCCGCCCCACUCUGGUUGCACAGCUGCUUGACCUGGGCCCCGUGGAGGAGCCCCGCCUACUGCCAGGGCAGGCGGUAGCUGCACAGGCCAUGCCCGUCCUGGUACAGCGCCAGCACCUCGGUGUACACGGUGAUCUCAGCCUGCUUGGGGUGGCAGCCCUCACUCAGGGGUCUCCCCUCAGAGGGCAGCUGGCAGCCGCGGGAGGCCCCCAGCCAGCCAGCCAGCCAGGCAAGCAGCAGCGGGUGCAGCGUGCGGGCGGCUGCGGCGGCAGGGGCUGGGUGGUGGGACCGGCAGGGUGAGCGCUGCGCCCGGGGCACGCUGGCCGGGGCCCCAGAAGCACAGCCCUGGGCACUGUGCUCCAUGCUGCUCUCUCCACCACCAGGAUCCCCCCUGCCUAAAGUUUGAGUUAAGGCUUCCACAUACUAAUAUCAAAAAAGUAAAUUUAGUGUUUGUUUCUCCACGGGUUAUUUGUAAAGCUGUAAACUGAGAUAUCGGUGACUCCAUAUUAUAUCUCCAUUAGUGAGCUGUGGUAUGGGUAGGAUUUUCCUACUUCUGUACUUUUCCUUGUAGACUAUUUUUACUAAGGUGCUUUAUAAUGUGUUUUAAAGCAUUACAUUUACAAAAAAAAAAAAGGAAAAUGCUGUAAAUAUUGCAUAUUUUAUGUAUUUGGACCAAAAGGUUAUAAGUAAUUAGACAAGUGAUUUUGCACCAAUUUUAUUACGUCAAGUAAAACCAUCAGAUCUACUGUUCUUGUAUUUCUCAUUUAACUUUACUGUUAAGACAUCACUGAAAUGAACUUCAAUAACCUUUCAAUUUUGAUACGAAGUACAUUAUUCAUAAUUGGGGGCAGUAGUUAUAGUGGAAAGAGUACUGGACGAGGAGUCGGAAAUCUUGAUUUCUUGACUCGGCUCUGCCACUUAUCAGCUGUGUGACCUUGGGCAAGUCACUUAACCUCUCUCUGCCUCAGUUUCCUCAUCUUGAAAUGAGGAUAUAAUACCUGCUGUACCUACCUCACAGGGGUGUUGUGAGGAUUAAAUGAGAUGGCAUGUGAAAGCACUUUGAACAUUGUAAUGCGCGAUAUAAAUGUAAGGUAUUAUGGAAACAUCUUUAACAUAUAGUUUCAUAUCAUUUGUUUUUUAACAGAGAGAAAAGUUCACUUAUAAGCUGGUUGAAAAAAGCAGUUCAUCUUGAUAUAUAUUUGUGUUUAAUAAAUAUCUUCUCAGUGUUUUAUCUUUCCUGUUUCAACAACUAUUGAAAAUGGAAACACCUGUGAACUCUUACAGAUUCACUAGCAGCUGCUUUAGUUCAGGAGGUUGUUCCCUGUUUGCAAAAAGAUUUCAUUAGCUGACUCAGGGCAGAGGAAAAUUUGCUCUUCAAAUGUGGAAGACUUUUCUGUUUUUAUUUUACAUUACCAUUCAGAAAUGGUAGCUAUUUUAUACCUCUGGUUUUUAAGGUAUAUGUUGCAGAAUUUUAUUUCCCUGUGCAUUCUUUAUUUCUUCCACUUCUUAGAGUAGCAAAGAUAAAGAAUUUUAGAAAUAUUUUCUAAAAGGGUAACCUUUAAUAUGUUUAGUUUAAAUAUCCCCAAAUAAGGCCUCACCAGACCAUGUAGGCAUUUCAGGGAGGUUGCUUUAAAGGUUGUUGAUUGUAUGGGAGGAGGAGAGAGUGCAACUUAUCAAAAGACAUUUUGAACAAAUUUAAAGAAAAGCUAAAAGAAGUUGACAGGAAAAGUCAUUGUAACACCCUUUCCCCCCUAAUAAUAGGACAAUAUUAAAAGUAUAUCAACAGGCAUACUUUUCUUAUUUGACUUUCUUUUUUGUGUAUUUAAUACCUUUUGCAGGCAUUUGUUGAAAAUAUAUACAAAUGAUUUCCUCGCCCAAAAGUAAAGCACCACCUUGGGAUGGGGCAUCUGACAUUUAUCUGCUAAGGAACCCUACGAUGCAGGUUAUUCUCUGAGUCCAGCUAAAAUCUUAAGGUGCAUCAGCUCUUUUAGGUAACUAGAGUAGCACAUAGAUCUAGGGUCAAAAGAUUAGAGAGUACAUGCAAUUUCAGACUUUGCAAGCCAUCGGUCUCCAUCACAACUACUCAGCUCUGCCAUUUUAGUAUAAAAGCAGACAACACAUAAGUGAUGAGUUAUGGCUCUGUCCCAAUAAAACUUUAUUGCUGAAACAGCUGACAGGCCAAACAUGGACCCUGGGUUUUACUUUGCCAACCCCUGUAGCAGGUUAUUAUUUAUGGAGAAAUCACUUUUGAAUCUGUACUCUACUGGCCUAAAAGAGUUUAUAUACUUCCAAAACAGCUCCUAACUUAUAUCCAAAGAAUAGCUUUCUGAUCCAGGUGGUCUCUCCCACAGAUUCAUAAACUUUUAUAACUUGGAUUGCUUCCAGGUGGGCAGGUUUUCUUUCCCAGUUUAGCUGUUCAGAAUAGGGGCAUUUAUGCUAUCAUCUUUCAGGGUGGGUGAGAAGUAUCCUUCCUGGAGACUGAGAAAGGGUUAGGUUUAAUCCCAUGUGGUCUAAUAUAGUCCUAGGAGCCUGACAAGUGCAGAGUCCUUGUAAUACCUAACUUUAUAAUCAAAUAAACAGAACCACUGAGAUGAUAAUGUAUUUUUUUAAAGUGGCAAGUGUGAUUUUUCUUUUUCAGCCUCUGCGCUUUUUUCAGUAUUUUGAAAAUAGGGGAAAAUUUUUUUUUAUAUAAUACAAUAGCAAAUUAACCACUUUGAAUUUUAAAGAUAAUGUUAUGUGUGUAUGUGUAUAUAUAUAUCUAUAUAUGUUUAUUUCCUAAGAGAGGGAAAAGUACCUUUUUGUUCAACUUGUAUCAACUCCUGUUUUCUAAUUGCUGUGAAAUGGCAACUAUUGAUAAAUUAUUGUGACUUUUAAAAUUUAAUGGAAAGGACAUAUUUUGGUUUUACCCAGCUUUAAUCUGUAAAGUAUCACUUAAAUAUAUCUGACAGCAACACAUAAAGUAUUGCAUGGGGAUUACUUUUCUAUCAUCCAUAUGGAUUUGUGCAACUUUGAACAUAUUGGGUGCUUCUGAAUUCCUGAUGAUUGGAUUUAAAUGACUGAAAAUCUGAGAAAAACGUACUGACUUUUAAACUUUGCAUUUUAUUUUCUAUUCUUAAAAUUCAGUUAAUGCCUAUAAUUUGAAGUCCACUGUUGCUCUUUCUCAAUAUAUGUCCUAUCAGAGAUUCCUAAAAUUGUGAGUCCCAUCUGUGAUUUACAAACAGUAUUUUGAUAUUGCAGGUGAUUUGCUCAUUGUAUUUGCAUAGUUAGAAAGAAAAUAGUUUGUAGACAAUGAUUCUCUUUUUCUAAUAAAAUGAAAUAAAAAUUCUAAAAGCA